UUUCAGUGCGUCAGGUAGAGCCGUAAACUAGUUUGACAUUUCGCUAAGAUUAGUGAAGUGAACAACACACGUCUACGCUUAUGUUUUUACACGAGUCCGGUCGGAGGAAUGAACGAGAUUUUAGGUGUGGGUCUUAAAAUGGGAUUGUUUUUGCACGUUGUAGCUGUCAGCCCCUCCGACGCGACAUUAGACGAGAGCCUUCUGCACUGUGAGGGGCUGAACAACCAGAGCUACGUCUGCGAAUCAGGACACUGCUGUGGGGAGUCACAGUGCUGCAGUUACUACUAUGAACUCUGGUGGUUCUGGCUGGUGUGGGUCAUCAUCUUCAUCCUGAGCUGCUGCUGCGUGUGUCACCACCGGCGCACCAAGCACCGGCUGCAGCAGCAGCAGCGCCAGCACGAGAUCAACCUCAUCGCCUACCGUGAGGCGCACAACUACACCUCCCUUCCAUUCUACUUCAGGUUUCUUCCAAAUUCCCUCCUACCUGACUACGAGGAGGUGGUAAACCGCCCUCCAACCCCUCCCCCUCCCUACAGUGUCUUCCAUACAGUCAGCCCCCUGCCCACGGACCCACAGGACGGCCUGGGACUGGGUCACUGCCUGACCAUCCAGACCACUCCGGUCCCCCCAGUGUCCGACACCCUUUGUUCCAGGCGGAGCCUGGAAGAGCCCCACUGCAUUGGGGCUCCCACCAUUGGCUACAACAGACCCAAGGCAGACAACAAGCCUCAGGAGCCCCAGGAUGGUGGACCAGGGCUAGGGCCCCAGGAGGCCUCUACAGAGGAGCCUAGAGGCCCAGAGAAGAGUUGCAAGGAGCCCCUGUUACUCGGGGACCUAGGGGGGCCCGAGAGUGGUGCCCAGGAGGACAAAGAUAAUAAGGGGGCCCUUGGGCGGCGGCGCCGUUUCACAGGUGACUCUGGUAUCGAGGUGUGCGUAUGUGACCGUGGUGGUAGUACCAGUAUUGGAAGCCAGGAGGGCAAGGAGCUGAGGGAGAAGGAUAGCCUAAUGGGGGAGGAGGUUGAGGAGCAGGAAGGAGGAGACUUCUGUGACGGGUGCGGUCACCCCGCUCUGGGAGUAGAAGAGGAGCAGGCCCUAGCCCUGGAUGGACCCGAAAGUAGGUCUGAGUGUGGGUCGGCGACAGGAUCCACCUCCCUGCCACCACCCGCCAUGACACAACCCACCCAGCCCCCGGUGUGCCUGCUCCUCCACACCAUCAACGAGCUUGAGGGGCCCCCUCACCAUGGCAACAGCACAGAACCCCAGGGCUGAGCUACGCUAAGCUAAAGCACAUCUUCACCGAGGAGGGAGAGAGAACCAGGAGUGGGAGUCAAGACUUUUGUGUGUGUGUGUGUGUGUGACUGUCUGAGAUUGUGUGUGACUGUCUGAGAUUGUGUGUGUGUGUGUGACGAGUAGGAAGUUUUAUUUUAUCCCAGAGUCUGGACUUAAAAGCCUGAUGUUGAUAGCUAAAGCCCCUUUGGCAUACUGUAAUGGUGGCCUUAACUGCAAUGUACAAGGAGACAGGAGGAGAGGUUUAGCCUAUCACCAACCUACCUACAGACUGCAUAAAUCUCCUCCUUUGUCUGCCUUUGCCAAGAGGAGGCGAAAGGAGAUUGUGUAAAGACUUAUGCAAGCUGGAGGAGAUUGAUAGUCUGGUCAGUGGAUGCUGACCUGACGUUUGGUGCGACUGCAGUAUAGUGUAAGUACACACUGGUGCAACUCUAGCCUGGUCCCAGAUCAGUUUGUGCUGUCUUGCCAACUCCUAUGCUCAGUGUACCAAGCUACUGGAAAUCAUCGCAGCUACUUCCUGUAUCUGUUCACAGGAAGGAACAUCCUGGACAAAUACACUGAAGCGGUACAGGAACAUUGUCAAGCAGUGCAGUGUGGAUCGUCAUGGCGACAAUGUGUGCUUAUGUAAUGUGAUAGUCUCAGUCAGUAUGAAAUAGAACGUGGAGGCCCUGCCUGCCUGUGGGGAAAACAACCCAUGGUUACUUUAGUUACCCCGUUGGCUCACAGCAAAAACUUCACCUUUUUCCAAAAGCUAUUUUCUUGUCUGCUUGUUUUAGUCAAUUACAAAACUACAUUUAAGAAAAGUACAACAUGUGUAAAGAUUACUAUUCAACUUUUCCUGCUCCUGAGUGUUCUCACUACUUAGGAAAAUGUAAUGUUGUCGAGUGCUUCCCUCGUUUUCAUGACGGCAUUAAUGUUAACCACGUGAGUGACUGCGUGCUAGCUAGCUACCAACCAGAACAGGACUCUCCAACCCUGUUCCUGGAGAGCUACCCUCCUGUAGGUUUUCACUCACAAACCCAGUUGUAACUAAUCUGAUUCGGUUUAUAAACAGCUCAUUUUUUAGAAUCAGGUGUGCUAGAUUAGGGUUGGAGUGAACCUACAGGACGGUAAUCUCUCCAGGAGCAGGGUUGGAGAGCCCUGAACCAGAACAUUAAGCUAGCCAACACAAACUGACUAGCUAUAAAGCUACAAGAAGUGAGUGGAGUUCCAAACUGACUGUACUAAUCUAGUUAAAUGUCUUACCUGUGAUAACAUAUUUUCCACACACGUAGCUAAAGUGUAGCCUCCUUUGACACCGGGUCCCCACAAUUUCUCACUCUUCCACACCGAAUAGCCUGAAGCCACAGGGCCGCUGGCUCUACUUCCCUAAGUGGGAGCAUCGCGAACCGUAGGUCGAAAUUUUUGACCUACGUUACAUUUGUAUAACAAAAAAUGUACUACGAAGUUGGCUCUUAUACAGUCGGGGUCAAUGGUGGAAAGAACGUUUGUUUUCCCCAGUUGGUGGAUGUUGUCGAGGGCAAUUAAUUCUUAUGACAUGAAUACUGACUCGGAGUAAUACUGUACAGGAAGAGCCUGACACUAAACACUGUGUGUGAAUGUUACUGUUCCACAUAAGACCUUUAGCCUUAUGUUUUUUACUCUCCUCCAACCCUGUUGUCACAGGGACCCAAGUGCAUUAACACAUUUUGUGUGACACAAUAAUUUUAUUUUGCACAUGAAUAUAUGUGACUCUAAUAAUGGAGACAAAGAAAUUAAUCAAACAUAAAAAAAGUUGUAUCUGUGAAUCCUGUCUUUUUUUUUUUUUUUAAAAUUGAAUCAGUUACUAUUUGUUUUGUAAAGGAUGGUUUUCUAAUGUGUCGUUGAGAUUAAUUCUACAUGGGUAAAAAACAAAACAAAGCUUACCACAUACAGUAUGGGCCUCUAUCGGAGUCUAGGACGUGAUUGGUUCUGCUCUGAGAUAUUGAUGACAUGAUUGUAGUGUGCAUCUCUGAGAAACUGUCAUGUUUGCGAUCGCCCGCAAUGAUUGUGCCUUAGUGAAACAUACAGGUCCGUAGGAGAAACGGGUAAAAAAAACGUUUAUUGACGAGAACCAAGCUUUCAUAAGUGCUUUAUAUAGGCAUAUUAUACUUUUUGUAGAAACAAAUAGAAUAUUCUAUAAUUGUGGUACAACAAAGGUCAACUAUUCUGCAUUUUGGACGGAUGUCUUUGUCAACUUGUGUAAUGAAAUUGUAAAGCUUUUGAUCGACAUUGGAAAAUUGUGUAUUAUAAUAUCAUACAACGCAUUUAUGAACCAAACGAGCUACAUUUAAAUCUAUCGUAGCAAAAUGUCAGUCUACAAUCAUUAGUUUUUUACUUAGUGAAUGAUUCAUUUCUAUUUUUUUGUUGAGUAUAGAAUUGUUGUACUCUUGAAACAUUCAAUCUCCUUCAAUCAAUCAAAAGAGUGAAGAUGAAGAUACAGGGAACUCAAUGCACAGAUUAAAUGACCUAUUGAAUGAUGUGACAAUAUUCUAUUGUGAAUAAUGGACAUCAUGCCAAAGAUAUUAUGCUGUUUCCACACGGGAUGUAAGGUGGCUGUGCACAUUUUUUGUUUUCAAAAGGCAUUUUAUUACAGCAGCUAAAUUGACACAUGUUCAAUAAAUGUCAACCAGAAAUAC
Messenger RNA from Oncorhynchus gorbuscha (pink salmon), 3944 nucleotides. RefSeq names its product WW domain binding protein 1-like. The record is from RefSeq and is a predicted model, not a curated record. The transcript has 4 exons. The coding region runs from base 109 to 1269 and encodes 386 amino acids. NCBI's taxonomy places the organism in Eukaryota, Metazoa, Chordata, Actinopteri, Salmoniformes, Salmonidae.